Exophiala viscosa is the source of this 1862-nucleotide messenger RNA. Its product is annotated as cryptococcal mannosyltransferase 1-domain-containing protein. NCBI's taxonomy places the organism in Eukaryota, Fungi, Ascomycota, Eurotiomycetes, Chaetothyriales, Herpotrichiellaceae. The transcript is spliced from 2 exons. The record is from RefSeq and is a predicted model, not a curated record. Bases 210 to 1829 code for a protein of 539 amino acids.
CGAGGCGCCUUACUUUCCAGUGUUCUGGUAUGUCUUGAAGGCAGACACCUUCAUUUCUUCUUGUGCCAGUUCGACUUCUAUACAUGCAAUACACCACCUUCUUUCAUACUCUGCAGGCUGCGGUUCUUCAAUUCGAAUCAUAUGGCGGCGCAUCUCAUUAGAUCGCGACGCCUGCCAUAUCCAAGCGCGAUCCCCGCUCCCCGCAAAUCAUGAAUUCUCACUGUUCGCACCAUGACGAAAACUAUGAGUUAACCAGAACAAAUACACAAACCUCUGAAGAUCGAGAGCAGGAUUUACCCUACUACGAGGAGGGCCAGUCUCAAGAUGACCACCUCCUUUCGGGGCAGUCCCUUCAGGGCAAGGCCAAAGCAGACUCUCCCUACCGACUCGUCUCCUUCACACCAGCGUGGCUUCGGAAGCAACAUCGACCUCGACGCGUACGUCCACGAACAAAACGUCGCAUACGCCACUGCACAUGUUCCCCCAAGUCCUUCGCUCGGCGCUUCGCCCUGUUCGUUUAUACCUUUUUCACGACAAUCCUGUUAAUCGUGGUGGUUGGUGGUGUCUUCUUUCCCGGUUAUACGCAACUGCCCUCACAUUACGAGGCUCUCAAGCAGCAAGUGCUGGUUUCUGAUACUCCCGGACGUGGCAACGUGGGAAAUCAAAAGGUGUUCAUAGCAGCCAGCCUCUUCGACAAGGAAGCCAAUCUAUUCUCGGGAGAUUGGGCGAAGAAUGUCUUGGACUUGAUACAGGUAUUGGGCCCAAAGAAUGUCUUCUUGUCCAUAUAUGUCAACGACUCUGGACCUCAGUCGAAAAAGGACCUUGAAGAACUCGGACGGCACGUGCCCUGUGAUCAUGACCUGGUCUUCGAGGAUCACCUGGACUGGGCCCAUCUACCUCACGUUACACUUCCCGGAAGCUCAAAGCGUGUCAAACGCAUCGAAUAUUUGGCCGAGGUCCGGAACAGAGCCUUACGUCCUCUCGACACCCUGAAUACCACUUUCGACAAGCUACUCUACCUGAAUGAUGUUUAUUUCCAUCCUAUUGACGCUGCACAACUAUUAUUCUCAACUCAUAGCAUGAGCGAAGGACAAACCGAUUUCAGAGCGGCAUGCGCUGUGGAUUUUAUUAAUCCUUUCAAAUUCUACGACACAUAUGCAACCAGGGACGUUGAAGGGUUCAGCACGGGCUUACCAUUCUACCCUUGGUUUACUGCCAACGGAGAUGAGAAAAGUCACCAGGACGUGCUUGACGGGAAAGAUGCCGUGCGUGUUAAAAGCUGUUGGGGUGGUAUGGUGGCAUUUGAUGCUCGAUUCUUUCAGCAACCAAAACCUGGUGCCGAGGUCCCCAUAACAGCUGGGAACCAAAGUCCUAGCAACAUCACCUCACCUUACCGUUUCCGGGCAGAAAAGGACACAUUUUGGGAUGCAUCUGAGUGCUGCCUCAUACAUGCAGACAUUCAAAGCCCCGAACCUGGCAACUCGGGAAUCUACAUGAAUCCUUUCGUCCGUGUCGCCUACGAUACCAAGACACUGUCCUGGCUAGGCUUUACCCGACGAUUCGAGCGACUCUAUACCCCUGUUCACUGGCUGCUAGAUUUGGCGACGGGCGCACCAUACUUCAACCCGAGGAGGCACGAAGUGGCGUGGCAGCGUGUGUGGGAGAAGGUGUGGGUUUCGGAUAAAUCAUUAUCUCAGGGUGGUUCGUUCCAGCAGGUUUCCAGAAUAGCCUCCCACGCAGGCUUCUGUGGCCGUCGGGGACUUGCCUUGAUAAAAGAAAACAUGUACGAAGGAGAGGUCAACUGGGAUUUCGUGCCGGUACCUUCAUGACAGCAUAGCGAUGGCGUUUGGGGUGUCCUUGUG